AUUUCGAUGGAGAUGACUUAGUGGCACAAGCGGCUAUUUUCUUCUCUGGAGGUUUCGAGACUAGUUCAUCGACAAUAUCUUUCACAUUAUAUGAACUUGCAGUACAACCGAAAAUUCAAGAUAGACUUAGGAAAGAAAUUCUCGAUGCAUUCAAGGAGAACAAUGGAAAAAUCACAUACGAUAUGGUUUUGUCACCGUAUCUUCAUAUGGUGAUUUCCGAAACUUUGAGGAAAUAUCCAAUAUUACCCAUGCUUGAUCGCGAAACGGUACAGAAUUACAAAGUGCCAAAUACCGACCUGGUUAUUGAAAAGGAUACGCCGGUUUUUAUCUCGUUGAUUGACCUGCACUAUAAUCCGGAAUAUUUCCCUGAUCCCGACAAAUUCGAUCCGGAACGAUUUAGCGAAGAGAAUUUUCCCAAAAUACCGCCGUGCGUAUACAUGCCAUUUGGAGAAGAUCCUCGCAAAUGUAUAG
This is a messenger RNA of Odontomachus brunneus, 471 nucleotides long. Its product is annotated as cytochrome P450 6k1-like. The transcript is spliced from 2 exons. Gene Ontology annotation, molecular function: monooxygenase activity; heme binding; oxidoreductase activity, acting on paired donors, with incorporation or reduction of molecular oxygen. The annotation marks the transcript as partial. NCBI's taxonomy places the organism in Eukaryota, Metazoa, Arthropoda, Insecta, Hymenoptera, Formicidae. The record is from RefSeq and is a predicted model, not a curated record.